Mizuhopecten yessoensis (Yesso scallop) is the source of this 7589-nucleotide messenger RNA. RefSeq lists its product as uncharacterized. NCBI's taxonomy places the organism in Eukaryota, Metazoa, Mollusca, Bivalvia, Pectinida, Pectinidae. Gene Ontology annotation, cellular component: nucleus; cytoplasm. The record is from RefSeq and is a predicted model, not a curated record. The coding region runs from base 96 to 4565 and encodes 1489 amino acids. The transcript has 23 exons. Gene Ontology annotation, biological process: negative regulation of gene expression. Gene Ontology annotation, molecular function: transcription corepressor activity; NAD+ poly-ADP-ribosyltransferase activity.
AAGCUGAAGGAAGUAAUAUAAUGACGUAUAGAAUCGUAGUUAUGCACAAAUGAUGAUUGGAGCGCCGUUAUCAUACAAGAUUUGAUAAAAAAAAGAUGUCGGACACCGAAUCAUAUCCCUCUGGCAGCGACGAUGAACUUAACACUAGUGACUUCAAUCUGGAAUAUACAGAUGAGGAGGGUCCACCUGCUGGCACUUCAGGGGAGACAACUGUCACACUUCUUGUCGAUGGAGUAUUGAUCCGAGUUGUCAAAGGAAAUAUCGCUGAAGAAACUGUGGAUGUGAUUGUGAAUAGUACAUCAACUGACCUUGACCUAAAAAAAGGGACCGCUUCUCGCAUCCUUCUGAAGGCGUCUGGGGACAGUCUGCAGACAGAUUGUCGGCAGAAAUAUCCCAAUGGCAUAACUGUUGGUGACGUAGCUAUAACAGAGGCAGGCAACCUGCCUUGUGACCAUGUUUACCACGGCUCUCUUGUCAAGUGGGGCACAGAUAAUGCUGCGAAGGUACAUACAGACUUCGUUACAAAGUGUCUUGAGAUGGCCAGUGACGAUGACCUGACAUCCAUUGCUAUGCCCGGUCUGACCACAGGCUUUCUCGCCUUUCCCAAGGACAUUGCAGCCAAAAAUGCUUGUGAGGAAGUGCGGAAGUUCAUCGAGUCACAUCAGGACACAUCCCUCAGAGACAUCCGAAUUGUUAUCUACGAAAAGGACAGAGCGACUUUGAAGGCUUUCAGCAGUGAAGUGAAGGCAUGGAAGGACAGGAUAGACAAAUUUGUACCUGUCCGAGACAUCUGUAGUUCUACUGUCGGAGGCAUGACUGUCCGCGUGGUGGUAGACAAAAUGGAGGACCAGAAGGUCGAUGUGAUAGUAAACAGUGCCAACAAAGAACUGAAGCUUGACAAGGGAACCUUGUCUAAUACCCUCAACAGGGUGGCUGGUCCUGCCCUCCAACAGUCGUGCUCCACCCUCUAUCCCCAAGGGAUCACGCCCAAGGGUGUCGCCUUCACGGAUGCUGGCAACCUCUCCUGCAAAAAAGUCUACCAUGUUUGUAUGUGUGACUUUGAUCGCAGCAAUGAAGAUGAGUCAUCUAGGGUGAUCAUAGAUCUGGUGUGUAAGUGCUUAGAAGAGAUGGAUUCUCAUGGAUUAACUUCCAUAUCUUUUCCUGCACUUGGAACAAGAUUUAGGAAAUAUCCUUCAAAACUUUCAGCUAAGGCAAUGUUUGAAGCUUUUGAAGAGUUUUGGAGCAGUCGGAACACUUCCUCUGUAACAGAUGUCAGGAUCGUUAUCUAUGGUAAUGACCAACAUACUGUUGGAAAAGCGUUUGAGAAACAGACAACCGGUGCUAUAUCUGCUGUACCUUGUCCGCAGUUGUCGAAACAUGCAAGAGGCACCAAGUCUUUCUGCCUUCAUGUUUAUGAGCAAAGUCUGCGGGCCCCCCGUUAUUGGAGUCACUUUAAGUCCUCAAAAACGGUGAAGAAAUGGAAAGUGUCUCCUCCAAAUGGGGAACUCCAUCGCCUUGUGCCGGUUUCUCAGGAGGAGAAGAAAGCAGUGGAAAGUCUUAUAGAAAACACAUGGGAGACAAACAAGAUUGGACACGGCCGUGAUGCUGUGGGACUCGGAGGGUUUACCUCUCUGAAGGUGACUAACAUUCAGAGACUGGAGAACAUAGACUUGUUUGAGAAGUAUGGAAACGCUAGAGCUACAUUAUUCCACAAAGCUGGUUCUAUCGGAGUGUUUGAUCAUCUUGAGGCGAUCUCUGGGUCAAAGGGUGCUAUAAAAACAGCUAACAUGACUGACCAAACUUUACAACGUGACACUUUUCCGGAGGUCAACGAGUAUUACUUUUUCCACGGAACUAAGCCGGAUAUCCUGGAAUCCAUACUGAAGCAAGGAAUGGACGUCCGAAUGUCAGGGGACAAAGCGAUGUUCGGUCAAGGAAUGUACUUCGCUGAGAGUUCUACUAAGGCUGACCAAUAUGCUGAUCCCAGGGGGCAAAGAAGUCAAAAUGAGAAGACAAUGCUGCUAGCAAGAGUGUGUCUGGGAAAAAUUUGUCUGGUGUCACAGUCAGCCCACACUCUGAAGAGGCCGCCAUGUUUUGUUGCGGGCUGCAACAAGGAUACCUGUAGCCAUAGUGACCUGGAACGCUGUGAUAGUGUAGUGGGGGAUGGUAUGUGGCUGUUCCGGGAGUUUGUAUUGUACAGUCAGCAUCAGAGCUACCCAGAAUAUGUUAUAACAUAUACAAGGGAAUUAAACUGUCAUCUGUGUGUGCAUAUGUAUUUGGGUUAUUGUAUCUAUAUAGUCGCACAAGAAGAAACCCACACAAAUACUCGUGUGACACAAGGAAGUUGGAAAUUCCCAAGACUACGUUUCCCGGAAAGUACCCUACUGCAGUUGUGUGUUGUUCACAAGAUACAAUGCGGUACCACACUAGAGGUAGAUACCCAGCGGCCUGUAAGAUCUGAUAUGGUAGAUAGACAUCGGCCAGCACUCUUCAGUAGGGGGAAAUCCGACAGUACAGACCAAGAAGAUGAUGAUGAGGAAGAAUCAGCCCCUACACAAAGGAGGGUCAGAGGAAGGAGGCCUCCUAGGUUUACCACCAUUGGCAAAGUUCAGGUUACAGUCGUCAAGGGUAACAUCAUAGAAGAGUCGGUUGAUGUAAUAGUGAACAGUGCUGUGAAGGAGCUUAAACUGGAUAAAGGCAGAGCAUCAAAGUCUCUCUUGGAUGCAGCAGGUGAUUCAAUCCAGUCGGAGUGUGACAAUGAUUAUCCAGGUGGUAUCAGGUACGGUGAGCUGGCCGUAACGAAUGGAGGGAACCUCUCCUGUCAGAGGAUCUACCAUGUGUGUCUACCAAAAUGGACAGGUCCACAGGAAGAAAAGGUGAUGAAAUCACUGCUACAUAAGUGUCUUGAGAAGGCACACCUCAACAAUAGGACCUCGAUAGCAUUCCCAGCACUCGGUACUGGGUUCUUAGGGUACUCUCCUAACAUGGUCGCCCAGAUGAUGUUUCAGUGUAUAAAAGAUUUUGACAAUGCUCAUAAGUCAACGACCUUGAAAAUAAUUUAUCUUAUAAUAUUCUACAAGGACAAUAACACAUUUCAGGAAUUUGUCACAGCAGCCCGGUCCCUUGUCCAGACAGUCUCACCUGGAGCAGCAGCUAAACCAGUGCCCUUCACUGCUGGCCAAACUCAGAAAAAGAUCGGCCCCAUCCAUUUUGAGGUUGUUCUUGGUAAAAUGGCUGAACAGAAGGUAGAUGUCAUUGUGAACAGUACAUCUAAGGACCUGAAAUUAGGCCGUGGAUCUGGCCUGGCUAAGUCCCUGUUGACCGUGGCUGGCCCCGCCUUACAGACGGAGUGUGACAACUUUUACCCUAAUGGCAUCGUCCCAGGGAAACUGACCGUUACCGGGGGUUACAACCUCCCCUGUAUAAAGGUGUAUCAUGGGACGUUCACCUCAUUUUAUUCCAAGCAGACUGGAUAUAAAAGACCAGAACAGGUGCUGUUUGACUUUGUACAAGACUGUUUGAAGGAGGCUAACAACCAGGGCUACACUUCGCUUGCCUUCCCUGCCCUCGGGACAGGCCUUCUCAAGUAUCCCAAGGAUACAGUGGCUAGUACCAUAGUGGGUGGUGUACGUGAUUACGUAGAUAAUCACAGAACUAGUCUCUUAGAAGUCAAGGUUGUUGUGUUUGGACAAGAUUCAAAAGAGAUAGAACAGGCAUUUAGUGAUGAACUACAAGGAAACAAGAAAGUCCAAAAACCAGUGACGUCAGCCGUUCCUGCCAGGAACACCAAGGCCUUUCUCAAGUACAAAUGCAUGGAGAGACCCCACACACCUCCGUACUGGACCAAAUACAGAGACAACAGGAGUGUCAAGGACUGGACUGUGGAUUCCAAGUCCACCCCUACACUUGUGGCAGUGGAUCAGCAGACACGCACCUCCAUUGAAACUGCCUUUAAAAAUACUGGGAUGGCAUCACACAGUGUUGUUAAAAUAGAGAGGUUGGAGAAUGUUAAAUUACUAGAGAAAUACCUCUAUAUGUGUCAGCUUCUGUUCGGACAGGCUUACGUUAUGGCUGGUUUUAAGGCAUUGAAAGAUGUACCUGGAUCUAGCGGACCGGCUGUUUCCUCAAAACAUCUUGAUAAAUCAAUGACACAAUACCUUAACGAGGAAAUCAAUGAAACAUAUUUGUUCCAUGGCACCAAAAGUCCUUAUGUGACAACCAUCACACACCAAGGUCUGGACAAUCGUUUGGCUCAAGCCGGUCGAGUCGGAAGCGGGGUUUAUGCAGCAGAGCUGGCUUCAAAGUCCUGCCAGUAUGUAGAUCGGGACAGCCAGGGCCACAGCUAUAUGUUCCUUUUGAGGAUGUGCCUGGGAGAUAUCUUCAUCACGAAGCAGGGAAACAGCUUCAAGCGGCCUCCGUGCAAGACCUGUAGUGCAGCGGUCUGUCACCAACAUACAGAGGUCUACACAUCGGUAGUUGCUGACGGUGGAGGAUUUGGAAGUCGUGAAUUUGUGGUGUACGACCAAGAUCUAACCUACCCAGAGUACCUAAUAACCUACAAAUAAUGUGCAUGAUCCAUGAUGGAUAUGUAGUACAACAAUGCUUUAUCGCUUUUGUUUACUUUUUCAGCAUGACUGUUCAUCUAUUUGUCUGUCACAUGGUCAAUAAGCUUUGAAAACUUAACACUAGUCAAAUUUUUUAACUGUACAACUUGUAAAUUGUUAUUUACUUUACAAUUUCAAAGGUGAACUUUGCCUUGUUCCAUAUACGGAAAGAAACUGUAUGCUAUCAAUUAAACACCCCUUAAGAAUUUCAUAUGAAAUGGUAAGCAAAACAAUGUCAGAAACAUGUUGAUCAUCUGUUACAGCUGAAACAUAAUUAAAGACCUAACGAAUAAAUUCAUUGCAGAUCAUGUUUGCAAUUUCAUGAAUAACAAAUAACCAUACUUGUCAACUUUUUGAAAUUGAGGGAGAUUACAUGUGCUCAAAUUUAAAAACACAAGUAAAAUGUGAAAUACCUAGUAGGGAAAAAUAACACUUUUUGAGCUGUUAAUUUAGAUGAAAUCAUCAGAUCUUAGAAAUAGGAAUAGGUUAGCAAUUCACUAGCUAAAAGGCUCAUUUUUGGGGUCCAAAUAUGGGAAUCUCCCUCCAAAAUAGGACAAGUUGUCAAGUAUGAGUAACAAACAAUACCCUGGUGAUCAAUAAAUUUGUACUUGUCGGAUUGAAGUCUCCAUUUGGAGCAUUCCUACUGCACAUACACCAACCUCCAACGACAGCUAUCACAUAAUUUUACUCUCUUUUUUUUGGAUCAAGUUUCUCGAAAUGUGUAUGGAACAAUUUGAACCUAUUUUUCACACCUUAGAAUAAAUGUGAGGAGUUAUGGUUAUUUGCCUUUUUCAUUAUGUAUCAAUUAUUUUACACAAAUAUCAUAUUUUCUACUCCAGUGCAGAAGAUAAAGUUGCAAAUAUAUUGUAAAAUAUCUGUUUGAAUGUCCUUGUAUUUUGACACUAUGAUAUAUUUUGUCAUAGUGUGUUGAUGCUGUUGUAUAUAUUUUGUCCUUGUGUGAUCUGUAUUAUGUUUUGCCCUUGUGUGCUGACGCUGUGGUAUAUUUUGUCUUGUGUAUUCUUGGAAAAUUGUAGAAUUAGACCAUCUUUGACAGAGCUUGCUCCGAUUUUUAAUGCAUAUCUAUUAAGAAUAAAUGCUUUGGUGACUGAAGAUAUAGAGCCGUGAACACAAGGAUUUUGUUUAUACAUGGAUUGAACAUUUACGAUUUGGAGAUGUGAGAGUAUCUAAUAUUGCCCAUGAUGCCAAUUUUCUAACAACCUGAUCUUCUGUAAAAAAGAUAUCGAAAAGUAUAAUUGUACCGAUUACUAGCUUCAAGCUUUGCUUUUGAACUAUUCAGUUUAUUUCUAGCCAUCCAACAAAUAUUCCAGUGUUUUAGUCCAUCUGUCAUUAAAUAUAAAAACAUACAAAUUAUUUAAAAUAGUAAUUGUUGUUGCAUUGCCAGAUUGUUUAAGAUGGCAUACAUACAUGUUUGCUAGACUAUGACAUCAUUAUAGAAGUAAGUCUGUACUAGGCUACAGUGCAGUUUUUUGUUGCAGAAAAUAUUUUAUGCAUGUCAUAAUAUAGAUCAAUUUGCCUACAUGCAUUUGUAGAUUUUUUAACAUGGUGCAUUUUCAGUUUUUAAUUGCAGAUAAUAUUACAGGUCAUAUUUUAACAUUAAUCAAAUUUUAGCUGUAUCACACAAUUGUCCUAUGAAUUAGUGAGGAAAUAAAUGACUAUACAGUAUGUAGGAUCAGUCCAGUAGUAUUACAUAUUUAUAUUUGUAUAAUGGACAUUUUAUCCCGACCUUUUCUUUAUCCUUGGUGUACUUGAACUGUAUAUAUCGGACAUGACGUGUACUUUGUGGAGAAUCCUAUUUUUCUGUGUAACCUAUUGUACAUCUAUUUCUACUUAUUUUUACCUCAAAAUGUUUGAAUAUUUUCUUGUCUUUGGAUGGAAAUAUCGAGUCUUUUGUGUUUUUGACUGGCUUUGUCCUAAGUGGUGUAAAAAGGAGUUAUUAUGUUUGUACAGUAAAACCUUAUAGUUUGUCCAAUAUGACAAAAUCAGACCUGUCUUAUCGGAUAUUACUUUUAAACCUGCCUUAUCAGACUCUGUACAGUAAGAUAGUCUGUAUAAUCAGACAUAAGAGCAACCUGGCCUCAUAAUUACAAUACAUAACCCAAAUUGUGCUUUCUUUAAUCUGAAUUUAUUAACAAUUUCAUUUAUAAGCCCAUGCCUGGUUAUAAGCCCACCCAUUAGUCAGAUAGAGUUUAGUAGAAAUACUAACAAAUGCUUUUUCAUUGUCCAGCAAAACCCCCAGAACAUUUUGAAUCAGUUUAUUUGUUGCCCCAUGGGCUUAUUGCAUGCAGGAUAAACAUGGUAGCCCGUCUAUAAAGGCCACCUGCCCAGCGUAGCCCGUCUAUAAAGGCCACCUGUCCAGCGUAGACCGUCUAUAAAGGCCACCUGUCCAGCAACACUUUUUUUGCUGUGGGACAGUCUCCAUACACAGGUAUCACAGUAUUCCUUUAACUGCGAUACUUUUUUUUAUAAUAUUCCAAGAUCUACGGGACAAGGUUUUAACAACUUUUUGUCAUCUUAUUACACUAUUGAACUGUACACAAUUUUGUGAAGAAUUUACAUAUAUCCUUUUCCAUUUACAUUAAACAUAUUAUGUCAUAAUGUGCAAUAUAUAUUUUCAUUAGUACAUCAAUUUUACAGGUUUUUUAAAAAUUUGGUGAACAAUGUUUGCAACUUCAAAUAAAAUAGAAUAUCAUACAAGCCAACAGUUUAAAGAUUUUUUGUUCAAAUUGGUGUUUUAAUCUUUUUUGUCUUUCAAGGUAGUGUAUACACAUAUGUAUGUACGGUUUCAAAUGUCAUUGUGCCAGUGCAUGAAAUGUUUUUAAGCUUUACUUCUGUAUUAAAGAAUAUCUCUAAUGAAAACUAAACUAGAACUGUAAGCCAAAGGCUAACUCAUCAAAAUAUAUGAUCAUGCUUAUAAAAAGAUCACAGUGGUGCGAAAUUUUAUAAAAGUCUGUUAAAAAUAUAAUC